Guillardia theta CCMP2712 is the source of this 291-nucleotide messenger RNA. RefSeq lists its product as hypothetical. The transcript has 3 exons. NCBI's taxonomy places the organism in Eukaryota, Cryptophyceae, Pyrenomonadales, Geminigeraceae. The record is from RefSeq and is a predicted model, not a curated record. The coding region runs from base 1 to 291 and encodes 96 amino acids.
AUGAGCAGAAAGUCAAACAAGCACUUGGAUGCGGAGGAGAUCAUUCGAGUGGAGGCCUCCCUCAAGAAGCUGCAAUCAGAGAUGGACGAGUGCAACAUGAUCCAGCAUUUCUUCAAGCACUCCCUUGCCACCAGCGUUCUCGACUUGCUGGACAAGGUGGAGGAAAGGAAGAUCAGGAUCAGAGGGAAGAUAGAGACUCUCAAGAUCACGAAGGACUUGUACACUCACAAGAACGUCUCCCUCAAGCACCAUCGAGCGAUCAGCUUGCCAUCUGGAGUGAGGCUCACGUGA